Messenger RNA from Sphenostylis stenocarpa, 732 nucleotides. The record is from the annotation of a GenBank genome assembly. NCBI's taxonomy places the organism in Eukaryota, Viridiplantae, Streptophyta, Magnoliopsida, Fabales, Fabaceae.
AUGGCGUCAACCAUCCAACUCCAAGGGGACGACUCCGUGGUGUUGCGCGUCACUCAUUCCAAUCUCAAAACCUUCAACUCCGAUACCCGCUUCUCGCUUCAGCUCACGGUGGAAGGCGUGAAGGAGAAGCUCUGGAAAAAAUGCGGCACUUCUGUCAAUUCCAUGCACCUUGAGCUCUACGACGAUGCUCGCAACGACAAAAUCGCCGAUCUCUCUGAUAAUUCAAAACCCCUUGGCUUCUAUUCCCCUCUCGAUGGGUUUCGUUUACAUGUUGUGGAUCUUGACCCAGCUUCCAUCUCCUCUGGUGGUUGGCUGGAAGAUACUUCGUUGGUCGAAAAAUACCAAAUUUCUGAAGAAGCCUAUAAUAAACGACAAGAUACUUUCAGAAAAUAUAAAGAAAAAAUUACUUCCGGAAUUCCUGCGACUGUGGAGGCAAAGAUGCCAGACACCUGUAUGGAAGACCUCUGUGCUAAUAUCAAGGUUGGAUCCAGAUGUGAAGUUGAACCUGGGGCAAAAAGGGGUGUUGUAAAAUUUGUCGGUCAGGCGGAACCACUGGGUCCUGGUUUCUGGGUUGGAGUACAGUAUGAUGAACCCUUGGGCAAACAUGAUGGCAUGGUUAAAGGAGUACGCUACUUUGAAUGUCCUCCAUCUCAUGGUGGAAUAGUUAGACCAGAGAAAGUGAAGGUUGGUGACUACGCCGAAAGAGAUCCCUUUGAAGAAGAUGAAAUAUGA